Orbicella faveolata is the source of this 1571-nucleotide messenger RNA. RefSeq lists its product as uncharacterized. Gene Ontology annotation, biological process: adenylate cyclase-activating G protein-coupled receptor signaling pathway; cell surface receptor signaling pathway. Lineage: Eukaryota; Metazoa; Cnidaria; Anthozoa; Scleractinia; Merulinidae. Gene Ontology annotation, cellular component: plasma membrane. Gene Ontology annotation, molecular function: G protein-coupled receptor activity. The record is from RefSeq and is a predicted model, not a curated record.
CAGUCAUUCAUUGCGAUCAUCCGGGGGUAACUUGUUGAUAUCUGACAGAGUUGUCCUGUUGGUGGAUCUCGCUUCAAAUCAGAACAGGUCUUGAUCACUUUGAAAUAGCGUGCAAAAUGUCUGAUGGUCCAGCAGUAAACAGCGAGGAAAAAGACAUGAUUGACUCGUCUUUAUCAUCCUCGGGCGGCCAGAAACCUCUCAUACACCAUGAGAGAAAUCGUUGUCUUCUUGGCUCGGUAAUAAUUACGAGUUUGCUUCUUAUUUGGGGCGUUUCUUUGCUUCCUACCAUUUUUUACGGGAACAAACUGCCAGCUCCACACAUAAACAUGAGCAAUCAAACUAUGCCAGUGCCUCACUACCCGUGUAGCCAUCCUCUUAUAUUAAACAAAAAAACAAAGAUGUGUGAACCUCCAUGUCCGUGGGUGACAUUAACCUCUGCUGAGGACUUUGCCAUGGAAGUGGUGGACAACUUAUCUAUUUCUGUGAGCUUGUUGGGUUUUAUCAUAAUCCUUGCCACUUGGAUCAGGAUCAAACAGCUGCGGCGUUUUCCUCAUAUAAUUCCAUUGUACAUUCAAGGCUUACAAUCAGCCAUUGCUUUCCUGCUCGCUGUAGCUAAUGGUAUGGGAAGAGAAAAGGCCUUCUGCAGCAGUAAGUUUUACUCUGAGGUUCAGUUGAACCCCACAACAUUUUGCACUGCUCAAGGGGUGUUGAUACACUACUUCUCUGUAGCUUUGUCGCUGUGGUUUGUGGUUUACAGCAUCAAUUUACUUCAGAUGAUUUGUUCUGGCAAUGUUGUUAGCCUGCAAGGAAACACUUACAAAGUGAUGCAUGUGGUGUGUUCUUUAACUUGCUGGCUUCUUCCUUGGAUUCCUGUGGGUGUUGUACUGGGCUCCAAAUCUACUUCAUACCAGCCAUUUAAUAUGCGUCUCUGUUAUCCUAUUGGUUCCAGAGGCACAGGGUUUUUUACAACAGCUUUCAUAACAGCAGUGUCCCAGGGAGUUGGUUGCACCUGCCUGUUCUUUGUUGUGUACAAGCUCUUCAUGCAACGUGACAUUUCCACGGUCAUUGGUAAACAAGCUGAACUGAGGAAGAAGAAGAUGAAUAAGGUGGUGAAGCGCCUGGUGAUUCUCAUGAUUGGAUAUGCUGUCAUCAUGGCUCUCGCCUAUAUUCCAGUCUGUAUAAUGCAGCAACAUUCCAAACUACUGGAAUAUUACACAAACCAGUAUUUUUCUUGCUUGAUGUUUUCACCCCCUGGCCAUUGUCCCAAAACCUAUGAGAAGUAUGCGUUUUCCCGUGUCUCUGUUGUGUCUACCCUGUCCUCAGCAUUUUUCGCCUUGAUAACUGUGUGUUUCUUGGCAUUUAACAAGCAAUCACGCAAACUGUGGAGCUUUUGGUGGUUCAGAAUACAAUCCUGUUGCGGUGGAAACAGCCAGUGAUAAGUAUGAGGUGGAGGUGAAUAAUGGUGGAUAUUUACUAGUCUGCAAAAUGGCAAGUUAAGGUGGCCAAACACGGUUUUUGCGCGCACUUUUGCUGAUGCAAUUCAGCGCACGCACAAGGAUUGGAAAAAACAA